AAGAGAGAGAAUGGGAAGAAGCAUGGAACAAGCAGUACACGUUUUUAUCCCUCCCUCGGCUUUAAGCUUUCAGACAAGCGUAAUUGACAGGUAUAAUCUUGACAGCACUUCCCCAGUAAAUCAAGUAUAUCUAUAGAACGGCUUCUCGGGAUUGUCCGAAAAACAAUCAAUGAAAGGGAUCCCUUCUUUUCCGUAACAUGUACAAACCGGUUCUUUUAGGUAUGAUCCUGAUCAGGACUUCGGAAUGCUUCUCAUCAUCGUGAACAUCACUACUUCUGCGACUAUCGAGAAGAUGUUGACAUUCUAAACUAACAAAACAUCUUGUCUGAGCAGCAACACAAACAUGUAUGGCGGCGAAAGCAGCACAGGAGCUGGCCAAUCAUCCCAACCUCAACUAGCCAGAAUGAAUCCACGUUUGGCACAAUGCUAUUAUGCUUUGCCAGAUCUUGAACACGUAAAGUAUGCGAUCGAUACUUGGUUUCAACAUGAGCUCGUCAAUACACGAUCGUACGUUACUCAAGAGGAGAUGUAUGAUCUGUAUGAUCGGGUAAACAAUAUGGAAGCAAGCUCGAUCGAAUUAGCAUUCCUGUACGUCUUCCUCAUCGCAGCAGGAGCAGCAUCACUAACACAAACAUCACAAAAGAGUAAAUCGGUACUCGAAUCAAUGUAUUCCAUCAAAUCAGCACGUAAAUUCGCUGGAAUCAUAUUUGAGCUGAUUGCCUUGGAUCAGUAUGAGCAACAGAUCAAGAUGCAACAACAGCAACAUCCCGUCAAAUCAGCAUCCACAUACGAACCAUACAAUUGGUUGUGUCUAGCCAAAUGCCCUACUGCAUUACUACACUGUCGGCUUCAUUCGAUGUUAUGCUGCUUCUUCCAUCAAGCUCGUGAUGAAGUACGAAGUGUGACACAUGGAAAUCAUGCCAUUCGAUUUGCAAGAAAGUAUGGCCUUUUCGAUCAAAUCGAAGAAGCAAAACAACAAAAGAAGACUACCAAAACUGGCGGAUUGCCAUCCACAUCUCAAUACUCAGAACAGCACAUAUAUGCACUUCAACGUAUUCAAUUCGACAUCACUGCUUAUCCCAGAUUGUCAAUGUCUCUCAACAUGAACACAAGGAAGAAUAAAGGAAGGGGUUCAACAGAUGCAAACACUUUUUCGGGAGAAUGCAUCUUGCUGCCGUCAGAAGCAUGUCAAGAUCCUAGUGUGAUCGCAGUAUCGCCUGACGGAAAACGAUUACCGUCUAUGGCAUUCGACUUUCAAUGUUUGAAAUUGAUUUUGUCUGAGAUCCGGGCAACAUCAUAUACUCAAUUAAUCCGUGAAACGCAGCUCAAUGCAGAUCAAGCCGUGGCAGAAGAAAUGGAAGACCAUCUUUUGGGAAUCGAUCCAAAUAUUCGAGCAGAGGCACGAAGAAGGCGACGAAAAGAUCAGGCUUACGAACGUUCAAGACGAGCAAUCGCAAAUGAUGAUGUCGUCUUGGCGUUGAUGGAUUUGCUGCCAUCAUGGACGAAGAUUGAUGUGAAGAAGAAUUGGAUGGAAGGUUCGUCACAGCUUGUGUUCGAUGCUACAAGUAUUAUCAAUAUGCUUUGGUCACGAUACGCAUGCAACCGGUUAAGGACCGACAAUCUGAUGCAAACGUGUGAAGUUGAAGAAAUGUCUGCCGAACUUCAAUGUCGUGCUUUGGCAUCUGCUCAAGAUACAAUCUAUUUGUUAAUGCAAGUGAAACAAUUGCUACGAACGCCAUUCCAAUUCGCUUCAGCCCGUGAAUGGUUAUUUGCCGAAGCAGAAUGGGCGAUCAAUGUGUACAAUCGAAUAAUGGAAGCGGAGAUUUAUCGUGAGCUGAACGAUACUCCUGCUGCUUCACCACAACAAUUCUCCGGUCCACCACCCUCGUUGGACAAUUUGAAGUCUCACAUCUCAGAUUCAACAUCGACUGUAGCUUCUUCAUCUCCGCAUGUGAGUUCGCUUAAUGUCACCCCACCAAAUUCACUAAGCCGUGAAACAUCUCCAAGCUUGUUGAUUCCAACUGCCACCUCUUCGCAGAGCAGCAGACGCAGCAGUGCUGAUAAAGGAUACCACGAAGAAGACGAUGGAAAGUAUGUCGAGCAAAGUACAUUCCAGGUGAUGCAUGCACCAAGAGAAAGAAGAACAGCAAUAGGACUAGAUUCUACAGAACAUUUAAUGUCAAUGCAUCUAGCCGCAGCAACAGCAGCAAGUGAAGCAGAAGAACGAAAAGCAAGAGAACAAACAUAUAGGUAUUUUGCAUGGUUCAUUUUUGAUUUCAAAGGAAUCUAUUCAACAAUGCAAGAUUUGCAUUGUUUUGGUCCUGCUGCUUUUGAAGCUUCAAGAACACUUUUACGCAUUCAAGCACCACCAAAGCCAAUGACUUCGCCUACCCUUACACCUGAGAAGGAAAGAGCGUUGCUGGAAGAAAUGCAAUUCUCCACUGGGAGGAGAGCUGCUUUGCCGAACAAAGAUGGCCUGAUUGCCAAUACAUCAACAGCUGCUGCAGUGGCAUCGGUUCAAGGAAGAAAGAACACUACCAAUAUGCACUCCGCAUCUUCUUCAACUAUGCUACCUAGUAAUCAAGCCUUUGCCAAACCUGCCCAACGCAGGAAGAUGAAUGAGGCCACUGUGUGAAAUCUGAGAUUAAAUAUUGAAUUGUACAUCAUAUUUGCAAAACCUGUACAUCUUUCGUAAUUCUAUACUGUAUUAUACAACAGAUUUGAGUAAUCUGGCAUUUUCCCUGCACAUUGAGUAAAAAU
Molecule: messenger RNA, 2760 nt
Organism: Meira miltonrushii
Lineage: Eukaryota; Fungi; Basidiomycota; Exobasidiomycetes; Exobasidiales; Brachybasidiaceae
Exons: 1
Coding region: 344-2635 (763 amino acids)
Source: RefSeq, a predicted model, not a curated record